This is a messenger RNA of Chanos chanos (milkfish), 2268 nucleotides long. It is a transcript of the gene ewsr1a, whose product is annotated as EWS RNA-binding protein 1a. The coding region runs from base 14 to 1924 and encodes 636 amino acids. Gene Ontology annotation, biological process: regulation of DNA-templated transcription. Lineage: Eukaryota; Metazoa; Chordata; Actinopteri; Gonorynchiformes; Chanidae. The transcript is spliced from 16 exons. Gene Ontology annotation, molecular function: RNA binding. The record is from RefSeq and is a predicted model, not a curated record.
AAAAGCUCACGAAAUGGCGUCUGCUGCAGAUUAUAACUCUUAUGGACAGGCUGGAGGCCAGCAAGGGUAUGGUUCCUAUGCUGCCCAGCCCUCACAGACGUAUGGUCAGAGUGCACAGCAGUCUUACGGACAGCAGCAGGGUUACAGCUCGUACAGCCAGCCUGCUGAGUCAGCCUAUCCCCAAACGGGCAGCUCCUCUGGUGGCUACAGUCAACAGACCUAUGGCUCCUCCUACGGUCAGCAGCCCCCAGCCAGCGCUGGAUACAGCGCGGCUCCCGCUGCCCCUCAGGGCUACAGCCAGCCCGUGCAGGGCUACGGAGCCAGCAGCUACGACACGUCCUCGGCCGCGGCCAGCUCCACUAGCAGCAGCCAGGGUUCUUACGGGGGACAGGGUGGCUACGGGGCCCAGCCUGCAUAUCCAGGAUACGGACAGCAGCCCACAUCUGCUGCCCCUCCCAGCUACGGCGCCAGCAGUCAGCAGCCGUCUGGCUAUGAGCAGAGCACCUACUCCCAGCCCCAGCAAAGCUCCUACUCCCAGCAGCCACAGGGCAGCUACCAGAGCCAGCCUGGAGGCUACGGCCAGCAGGGUGGAUAUGGUCAGCAGGGCGGGUAUCAGCAACAGGCCCCGCCUCCUCAGCAGCAGCCUCCUCCCUCCAGCUAUGCUCCGCCCUCUGGGUCUUAUGGCCAACCUCCUACUAGCCAGUAUGCCCAGCAGGGUGGCGCCGGAGGCGGGUACGGCCAGAGUGAAUACAAGCCUCCCAGUCAAUACAGCAGUUACAGGCAGGACCAUCAGAACGGCAUGGGCGGAGGUGGCUACUCGGGUCCGGAGAGCGGUGGAUACGGUGGCCCUGGGGAGGGCCGUGGAAUGGGUGGGGGGGACAGCCGUGGGCGUGGCCGUGGGGGGUUUGACCGGGGGAUGAUGCGUGGAGGAGGUGGAGGGAUGCGAGGGGGCAUGAGCCGAGGAGGCAUGGGCAUCGCUGGAGACAGAGGUGGCUUCAUUAAGCCUGGUGGACCAGACCUGGACAUGGGACGGCCAGAAGAACAGGAUGAUUCGGAGAACAGUACCAUUUACAUCACUGGGCUGACCGAGAACGCUACGCUGGAAGAAGUGGCCGAAUUCUUCAAACACAGCGGAAUCAUCAAGAUAAACAAGCGGACAGGUCUCCCAGCUGUCAACAUCUACACAGACAAGGAGACGGGCAAACCUAAAGGAGAUGCAACGCUGUCCUAUGAGGAGCCUCCUAGCGCCAAAUCAGCUGUGGAGUGGUUUGAUGGAAAAGACUUCCAGGGGAAGAAGCUGAGGGUGUCGAUGGCUCGGCGUAAGCCCAUGAUGGGGAUGCUUCGUGGGGGAAUGCCUAUGAGAGGAGACAGGGGAAUGGCCGGCCGUGGAGGGAUGAUGGGGCGUGGCGGCAUGGGCCGAGGGGGAGACCGCGGAGGCUUCAUGCCCCGGGGGGGUCCAAGGGGGAUGGGCCGCGGAGGACCCACAGGCGGCAACAUGCAGCAGAGGGCUGGAGACUGGCAGUGCCCGAAUGCGGGUUGUGGAAACCAGAACUUUGCUUGGAGAAUGGAAUGCAACCAGUGCAAAGCACCCAAACCUGAGGGCUUUGGGCCGCCUCCUUUCCCUCCAGGCGGUGACCGAGGGCGUGGCGGUCCCGGCGGAAUGCGCGGCGGCCGCGGGAUGGAUCGCGGCGGCCCGGGAGGUCUCGGAGGGCCUGGAGGUUUCCGUGGAGGCAGGGGAGGUGACCGUGGUGGGUUCAGAGGAGGCCGCGGUAUGGACCGAGGAGGUUUCGGAGGCGGACGAGGUCGCGGAGGACCCCCCAUGGAUGACAUGGGCGGCAGAGGAAGAAGGGGGAUGGGACCACCAGGCAAGAUGAUGGACAUGAAGGGAGAUCACCGUAUGGAGCGGAGGGACAGGCCGUACUGAUCUCAUCGCUGACGUAGACUUUCCGUUUGUUACAGGAGCUAUUUUUCAAUGAUUUUAAACUUGUAAUUCUGUAUUUAUAAAUGGUUAGUGUGGAAAACACAGCUGAUCUGCAGGUAGUCCUCAGCAACCUUUUAUUAUUAUUUUUUUAAAUGGUUUUUUUUUGGUUUAUUUUAGUUUCUUUCUUUUUUUUUGUCUUCAUGUUCUUGUCUUAGAGCGAGAAUGUUAAGUGGAACCAGUGACAAGCGCAUGCUGUUUCAUGUACAGAUUGGAUUUGUGGGGGGUGUUUUUGGAUUUUUUUCUUUGAGAUGUGAAAAGCGUUGUGUUUUUUUUUUUUUCUUUUUUUA